Messenger RNA from Penicillium alfredii, 1044 nucleotides. Its product is annotated as FAD-dependent oxidoreductase. Lineage: Eukaryota; Fungi; Ascomycota; Eurotiomycetes; Eurotiales; Aspergillaceae. Gene Ontology annotation, molecular function: D-amino-acid oxidase activity; FAD binding. The coding region runs from base 1 to 1044 and encodes 347 amino acids. The transcript is spliced from 3 exons. The record is from RefSeq and is a predicted model, not a curated record.
AUGUCUGAGACGAUUGUCGUGAUAGGAGCCGGCGUGAUCGGGCUCUCAACCGCACUUGACAUCCAACAACACCUGCGCCGCUCGCAAUCCAUCCUCCUCGUCGCCCGCGAGUUCCCCUCCGACACUUCCAUCAACUACGCCUCCCCGUGGGCCGGUGCGCAUUACCGACCGGUACCAGGGUCCUCGCCGCAGGCACUCCGCGAAGCGAACCAAGCGCAACGCACGUAUGAAUUCCUGAAGCGGGUGGCUGCCGACGAACCCGCCGCGGGAAUCCGGUUCAUCCAGGGCGUCGAGCAUCUUGAGGCGCCGCCGCCGGAAUACCUGGAUCGCGAGAGCGUGCGCAAUGUCUAUCCGCAUCUGGAUGGGUUCCGAGCCCUGGCGCCGCACGAGGCCCCCGCCGGUGUGAAAUGGGGUGUGCAGUAUGGGACAUAUGUGGUUAACUCGCCGGUCUACUGCGCGUACAUGCUGCGCAAGUUUAUCUUGAAUGGCGGGUCAACGAGACAGUAUACCCUGGCCCAUGUGAACGAGGCGUUUAGUUUGACUGCCAAUGUGAAGACGGUGGUCAAUUGCUCGGGGACGGGGUUCGAUGAUCCGCAAUCUUUCAUCAUCAGAGGCCAAACCUGUCUCAUCCGCAACCCCUGCUCUGCAACCAUUACCCGCCAAAACUCCGACGGGUCCUGGUCCUUCUGUAUCCCGCGCCCACUCGAUGGCGGCACAAUCAUCGGUGGCACGAAACAACCGCACGACUGGGACCCAAAUCCAUCCCUGGAAACCCGGUCCCGGCUCCUCGCCAACGCCGCAAAAUGGUUCCCAUUUACGCCAGAAAGCGGUGGCAAGUUCGAUGUAAUUCGCGACAUUGUCGGGCGACGACCAGCGCGAGAAGGCGGGAUGCGUAUUGAGGCGGAGAAGGUUGCGGAGAAUCGAUAUGUGGUUCAUGGGUAUGGGGCUGGUGGGCGUGGAUUCGAGAUCUCGCGGGGAGUUGCCGAAGAUAUUUCGGCGCUGAUGUUGGAGAAGGGGUUGUUGCAGGCCAAAGCCUCGCUGUAA